AUGUCUCAGCAACCUACAAAGGUCAAGGCAGUCUUCUUCGACUUCAUGGGAACUUGCCUUAACUGGCAUGCCAGUGUAGUCAAAGCCUUACCCGCCACCAUUCCAAAGGAAGAGGCGUCAAAGUUCGCGCUCGAAUGGCGCAGACAAUACUUUAUCGAGAUUGCAAACCGGCAUGCGCAGGGUCUUGAGCCUGAGGAUAUUGACAUUACGUUCGCGCGGGUCCUCGACAACCUGUUGGACCAGUCUCCCGUGUACGCCAGCCACUUCAGCCCCGAGAUCAAGACCGAGUUGAUAAAAGCAUGGCACUCGCAGCCUGCCUGGCCCGAAGUUUCCAAGGCAAUCGAGAGCCUGCGGAACGACCUCGGCCUUGAAGUGUUUGUGCAUGCCAACGGCACGACUCGCUUGCAGCUUGACCUCGUCCGUUUUUCAGGGCUGAGCUUCAACAUGCUCUUUUCCAGUCAGCUUCUGGGUGUCUACAAGCCUAGCCCCACUGCGUAUGAAAAGGCAUUGCAGCUUGUCAAGCUCAAGCCUGAGGAAGUGGUGUUGGUUGCAGCGCACGCAUAUGAUUUGCGAGGGGCGCAGAAGGUUGGGUUGCGGACCAUCUAUGUUCAUCGAUGGACUGAUGAUGUCGAUGAGGAUAUGGCAAAGGUUCGGUCCGAGUUUGAUGUAUUCCUGGAAGACAUGACGGACUUGCCCAAGGCAGUCGGUAACUUGUGA
Colletotrichum paranaense is the source of this 717-nucleotide messenger RNA. Its product is annotated as haloacid dehalogenase. The transcript has a single exon. The record is from RefSeq and is a predicted model, not a curated record. Bases 1 to 717 code for a protein of 238 amino acids. Lineage: Eukaryota; Fungi; Ascomycota; Sordariomycetes; Glomerellales; Glomerellaceae.